CUCGACUUCUUGACUUUCGCACGCCCAACGACAAUCCCUCUACCCGUCCACCACACCACCCAAACACCGCAAAAAUGGGUCGCGUCCGCACCAAGACCGUGAAGAAGUCCGCCAAGGUCAUCAUCGAGCGCUACUACCCAAAGCUCACCCUCGACUUCGAGACCAACAAGCGUAUCUGCGAUGAAAUCGCCGUGAUCGCCUCGAAGCGCCUGCGUAACAAGAUUGCCGGCUACACCACCCACUUGAUGAAGCGUAUCCAGCGUGGACCAGUUCGCGGUAUCUCCUUCAAGCUGCAAGAGGAGGAGCGUGAGCGCAAAGAUCAAUACGUGCCAGAGGUUUCUGCCCUGGACUUCACUCAGAACAGCGAGAGCGGACAACUCGACGUGGACCAGGAGACCAAGGACCUCCUCAAGUCGUUGGGCUUCGACAGCAUCCCAGUCAACGUCGUUGCCGUCCAGCAACAGCAAGUUGCCGAGAGGCCGCGCCGCUUCGGCGACCGCCCACCACGCAACUAAGUCAUUUUUAUGGCUUCUUGCUGGGACGCUUUACGACAAAUUGGGAGGUUUCAGGCGUUGGCGUUCUGCUGCAGUGCGACCACUGCUAUGAUACCCAUGCCUUAGCUACUAGCUACUGCUCUACGGAGCGCAAAUGGAGUACUUCCUCCCAACCAGGUGUCGCUGAGUCUGCUGUAAUGGCGACGAGGCUUGAUUGCCAAUUCCCCCUUCCCACUUUUCCUCUUGCCAGACG
Molecule: messenger RNA, 747 nt
Organism: Cercospora beticola
Lineage: Eukaryota; Fungi; Ascomycota; Dothideomycetes; Mycosphaerellales; Mycosphaerellaceae
Gene: RPS17
Product: 40S ribosomal protein eS17
Biological process (GO): translation
Cellular component (GO): ribosome
Molecular function (GO): structural constituent of ribosome
Source: RefSeq, a predicted model, not a curated record